Bradysia coprophila is the source of this 7524-nucleotide messenger RNA. Its product is annotated as twitchin-like. Gene Ontology annotation, biological process: sarcomere organization. Gene Ontology annotation, molecular function: protein binding. Lineage: Eukaryota; Metazoa; Arthropoda; Insecta; Diptera; Sciaridae. Gene Ontology annotation, cellular component: M band. The record is from RefSeq and is a predicted model, not a curated record.
UCAGUGAAUCAAGUCAAAGUGUGCGGCAGCAGUAGAAAGAUCUGGCUAUGAAACGCGCGAAUUCUUUCCAUUCUUUGUGAAAAUUUGCAUUGACUGUUCAGUGUAGUGUUUUGAAGUGAAUUUUCUGUGUUAUUAAUUUUUCUGUUGUCGUAACUUAGAAUCACAAGGCAAUUGACGUCCUAAUGAUCAUUUAAUUAGAACUUAAAUACUGAUUCCACGUCAAUAUUAGUUAGUUGCAUUCGAAGCGAAUGAAAAAUUUAUACAAAAAUCCAAUUUAAAACCAAAAGCAAAAUUAUUUAAAAAAAAAAAUGAAUCCUGCAGCGGCAAAAUCGAGAGAGGCCAAAGCAACCAAAGCAACAGAUGCUACGCCAGGUGCAUCCGGUGAACGUAGGCCAUCUGGCUCGUCAGCCCAUCGUGCAUUGAUUCCACCAGCCGACUUGGGACGACGACCAAGUUUGAUCUUAGGCGAUUCGGAAAAUCGAAAAUUACGUCCUGGUGAAGUGCUGGAAGAGAAAAAGGGGCGGAAGUCGUCAAUAUUCGCCAAAGCACUUGAAGGCCAAAUCAAUGACGAAUCGACGCCUUUACGAGAAAUCGGUGAGGUGGGACCACCACAAUUCGUUGACAUGUAUGAAUGUUACUCGGCCGUUGAAGGAGAAACUGGAUAUAUCAGUGCUCAAGUUCAAGGUAUACCGGUGCCCACAUUCAAAUUCUACUACAAAGGUGUGACACCACUUACGGAAGGGCUUCGCUACAAAUUCCAUACCGAUGGUGAAACCAACACAGUCACACUUUGUAUGCGCAACGUUAAAUCAAACGAUGAAGGCAAAUACAAAAUCGUAUUUUCAAACUGUCAUGGUACCGUGUCCGACGAAACGCAACUGUACGUUUCAAAGCCGGGCGUUACGGACUUUCGCACUUUAUUGAGAAAAAGCAAGUACGCCAAAUGGGGAAAGGAUAAGGGCGAUCCAAAGUGGGGCGAUUUGAAAGGUGUGCAAAAGGCUCAUCUCUUGUUUACAAGCCCAUUAGUUGAUCAAACAGUCAAAGAAGGUAAAGACAAGAAGGUCGAAUUUUUGGCAAAAUUCACGAAACAAAACGCUAAAGCGAAAUGGUUCUUUCGAAAGAACGAGCUAUUCAUGGGUGUGAAAUACAAAUUCCGGAGCGAUGGUGAUGCGUAUCAAUUAACUAUUCUAAAUCCGAAAUUCGCCGAUUCGGGAAAGUAUAUGAUCGAUAUUGAAGGUGUACAAUCAUCAGCUUCGUUGAAUGUCGAAGCACCAGAUCCGUCCUAUUCGUUCCUGCAGCCAUUAAAGAAAAACUACAAUGGUUAUACAAAACAUGAACUGAUAUUGGAAUGUAAAGUUAGCGAUCCCGUUGCCAUCGUAUCAUGGCACAAAGCUAAUAUGAAAUUGUCUAGCAACGACAAAUACUUGAUCAAUAAGGAUCUGCAAGGAGUUUGUACAUUGCAAAUCAAAAGUUGCGAGUUGGACGAUGCUGGCGAUUUCACAUGUCAACUUGAAAUGCAGCCCGAUAAAACCGAAACUAAAGUUAAAGUCAUUGAUUAUCCAUACAAAUUUGUUAAAUUGCUGAAAUCACAACAGAACAUUGAAAAGGACACUAUUACGUUUGCAUGUGAGUUGGACGAUCCACUUGGUGAUGUGAAAUGGUUCAAAGGAGCCACAGAGAUCAAACCAGACGGAGAUCGCAUUCAGGUCAUCACAGAAGGUCGCAAACGCAAACUCAUCAUCAAAGAUGCUAAGCUAUCGGAUGCUGAUCAAUACACUUGCGCUAGUAACGCCGAUAAGACUAAAGCCGAUCUAUUGGUCAAUAAACAGAAUAAAUUUAAUAAAGAACUGAAGGAUACUGCGGGUGUCGAACGUGAAAAGAUUGUCUUCGAUAUUGAAUUAGAAGAUGACAAAGCGCCAGUGGAAUGGAAGCUCAACGGUAAGCCUAUUAAGGCGAGCAAACGCAUUGAAAUCAAGAAUUUGGGUGGUGGUAAGCACCAAUUGGUCAUCAAUGACUUGAAAUUGGCUGAUGCAGGCGAGAUUACGGUUGAAUCGGGAAAACUGAAGUCUUCAUGUAAACUGACCGUGGAAAAAGGUGAAACAAAGCCACAAUUCAAGGCACCAAAAGAUAUCGAAGGAUCUGUUGCAGCACCAAUUGUUUUCGAAGUUCCCUAUAAGAUUGAUGGUAAAAAACAAACUCCAAUCGAAGCUUUUCUGCUAAAGGAUGGAAAACCACUGGCGACAAGCGACGUUGAAAUUCAAGUCAAAGAUGACAAAGUUAUCUUCACGAUCAAGAAACCUUCACGCGACCAAUCCGGUCCAUAUCAAAUUAAGUUGUCAAAUGGGCAAGGCGACGAUGUGAAGGAUGUCAAAAUCUCGGUCCAAGAUGUUCCAAAAGCACCAAAAGACGUUGUUGUCCGCGAAGUCUUUGAAAAAACGUGCGUUAUUGACUGGAAAACUCCGACAGAAAAUGGUGGCACACCGAUCCAAAAGUAUAUUAUUGAACGUCUAGACGCUUCAUUGAAGGGCGUUAAAUGGGAGACCGCCGGAGAAGUUCCGGCAGACAAGCCAACCACAUUUAAGGCUGAAGAUCUCACACCUAACAAACAAUACAAAUUUCGUGUUCGUGCAGUCAACAAAGUUGGAACCAGUGAACCAGCCGAAUUCCAAAACACGAUCGUAGCUAAAAAUCCAUGGGUUGAACCAAGCAAACCGAAGAGUCUUGAGAUUGUUGAGUGGGAUCGAGAACAUGCUAAGAUUAAAUGGAUCAAGCCGGACAAUGAUGGUGGGGCUGAGAUAACCGAAUAUGAAAUUGAGGUGAAGGACAAAGGUAGCAAGGGAUGGGUCAAAAAGAAGCGAGUAACUGCUAAAGAAACAACGACAACCAUUACCGAACUCAUAGAGGAUCAGGAAUAUGAGUUCCGUGUACGCGCUGUUAAUAAAGCUGGCCCUGGUGAGCCGAGCGAUCCAAUCAAACUUUUUAUCAAGCCAAACAAAUUCAAUAAGCAGUUGAAGGAUACUGUGGCGACUGAACGUGAAAAAUUGGUGCUUGACAUUGAAAUGGACGAUGAAAAGGCACCAGCAGAAUGGAAGUUCAAUGGAAAACCCAUUACGCCGAGUGAUCGUAUUGAAAUCAAGAAUCUAGGUGGUGGAAAACAUCAAUUGGUCAUCAAUGACUUGAAACUGGCUGAUGCCGGAGAAAUUUCAAUUGAAUCUGGAAAAUUAAAGUCUUCGUGUAAACUAAGCGUUGAGAAAGGUGAAACAAAACCACAAGUCAACGCACCGAAGGAAGUCGAAGGAUCAAUUACGGCACCAAUUGUUUUCGAAGUGCCCUACAAAAUUGACGGUAAAAAGCAAACUCCAAUCCAAGCUUCGCUGCUGAAAGAUGGAAAACCAUUGCCAUCCGACAAUGUUGGUGUAGAAGUUAAGGAUGACAAAGUUAUCUUCACGAUCAAGAAACCUUCACGCGAUCAAUCCGGUCCAUAUCAAAUUAAGUUGUCAAAUGGGCAGGGCGAUGAUGUAAAGGAUGUCAAAAUCUCCGUACAAGAUGUUCCAAAUGCACCGAAAGACGUUGUUGUCCGCGAAGUCUUUGAAAAAACGUGCGUUAUUGACUGGAAAACUCCGACAGAAAAUGGUGGCACACCGAUCCAGAAGUAUAUUAUUGAACGCCUGGACGCUUCAUCGAAGGGCGUUAAAUGGGAGACCGCCGGAGAAGUUCCAGCAGACAAGCCAACCACAUUUAAGGUUGAAGAUCUCACUCCUAACAAACAAUACAAAUUUCGUAUUCGUGCAGUCAACAAAGUUGGAACCAGUGAACCAGCCGAAUUCCAAAACACGGUCCUAGCUAAAAAUCCAUGGGAUGAACCAAGCAAACCGAAGAGUCUUGAAGUUGUUGAGUGGAAUAGAAAACAAGCUACGAUUAAGUGGCUCAAGCCGGAUAAUGACGGAGGCGCGGAAAUAACCGAAUAUGAAAUUGAGGUGAAGAGCAAAGGUAGCAAGGAUUGGGUCAAAAAGAAACGGGUGUCAGCUAAAGAGACAACGACAACAAUUACCGAACUCGUUGAAGAUCAGGAAUAUGAGUUCCGUGUGCGAGCUGUUAACAAGGCCGGUCCUGGUGAGCCAAGUGAUUCAACUAAACUGUUCAUCAAACCAAACAAAUUUAACAAGCCACUCAAGGAUACUGUGGCUGUCGAGCGUGAAAAUUUGGUGCUUGAUAUUGAAAUGGAUGAUGACAAGGCAGAAGCGGAAUGGAAGUUUAAUGGAAAACCCAUUACGCCGAGUGAUCGUAUUGAAAUCAAGAAUCUGGGCGGUGGAAAACAUCAAUUAGUGAUCAAAGAUUUGAAAGUUGCUGACGCUGGAGAACUUUCAGUGGAAUCUGGAAAAUUGAAGUCCUCAUGUAAACUGACGGUUGAGAAAGGUGAAACUAAACCACAAAUCAAUGCACCGAAUGUAGUAGAAGGAUCAAUCACGGCUCCAAUUGUUUUCGAAGUGCCUUAUACAAUUGACGGUAAAAAACAAACUCCAAUCCAAGCUUCGCUGCUGAAAGAUGGAAAACCAUUGGCACCAGGCGACGUUGAAAUUCAAGUCAAAGAUGACAAAGUAGUCUUUACAAUCAAGAAACCUACACGCGAUCAAUCCGGUCCAUAUCAAAUUAAGUUGUCAAAUGGGCAGGGCGAUGAUGUGAAGGAUGUCAAAAUCUCCGUACAAGAUGUUCCAAAUGCACCGAAAGACGUUGUUGUCCGCGAAGUCUUUGAAAAGACGUGCGUUAUUGACUGGAAAACUCCAACAGAAAAUGGUGGCACACCCAUUCAGAAAUAUGUUGUUGAACGGCAAGAUGUGUCAUCGAAGGGCGCCAAAUGGGAGACCGCCGGCGAAGUUCCGGCAGACAAGCCAACCACAUUCAAAAUCGAAGAUCUUACACCAAACAAACAAUACAAAGUUCGUGUUCGUGCUAUUAACAAGGUUGGCACGGGUGAACCAGCCGAAUUCCAAAACGCGAUUCUAGCUAAAAACCCAUGGGAUGAACCAAGCAAACCGAAGAGUCUUGAAAUUGUUGAGUGGGAUAGAGCACACGCGAAAGUUAAAUGGCUCAAGCCGGAUAAUGAUGGUGGCGCUGAGAUAACCGAAUAUGAAAUUGAAGUGAAGGACAAAGAUAGCAAGGAUUGGAAAAAGAAGCGAGUACCAGCAUCUGAAACAACGGCUGAAAUCACUGAUCUCAAAGAAGGUCAGGAAUAUGAGUUCCGUGUGCGAGCUGUUAACAAGGCCGGUCCUGGUGAGCCAAGUGAUUCAACUAAACUCUUUGUCAAACCAAACAAAUUUAACACGCCGCUCAAGGAUACUGUGGCUGUAGAACGUGACAAUCUGGUGCUUGACAUUGAAAUGGAUGAUGAAAAGGCACCGGCAGAAUGGAAAAUUAACGGAAAGCCCGUUAAGCCAAGUGAUCGUAUUGAAAUCAAGAAUCUGGGCGGCGGAAAACAUCAAUUAGUGAUCAAAGAUUUGAAAGUUGCUGACGCUGGCGAAAUUGCAGUAGAAUCUGGAAAAUUGAAGUCGUCAUGUAAACUGACCGUACAGAAAGGUGAAACUAAACCUCAAAUUAAUGCACCGCAGGUAGUAGAAGGAUCAAUCACGGCUCCAAUUGUUUUCGAAGUGCCUUAUACAAUUGACGGCAAAAAGCAGACUCCGAUUGGAGCUUCGCUGCUCAAAGAUGGUAAACCAUUGCCGUCUGACAAUGUUGACAUUCAAGUUAAAGAUGACAAGGUAAUCUUCACGAUCAAAAAGCCGACACGCGAUCAAUCCGGGCCAUAUCAAAUAAAAUUGUCCAAUGGCCAAGGCGAUGAUGUGAAAGAUAUUAACAUCUCGGUACAGGAUGUUCCAAACGCACCCGAAGACGUUAAUGUGCGUGAUAUCUUCGAAAAAUCGUGCGUUAUUAACUGGAAAUCCCCGAAAGAAAAUGGUGGCACACCGAUCCAAAAGUAUAUUAUUGAACAUCAAGAUGUUUCGUCGAAGGGUAAAUGGGAGACCGCCGGAGAAGUUCCGGCCGAUAAGCCAACCACAUUUAUAGUCGAAAGUCUUACUCCUAACAAAGAAUACAAACUUCGUAUUCGUGCUGUCAACAAAGUCGGCACAAGUGAACCGACCGAAUUCAAGAACACAAUCCUGGCUAAAAAUCCGUGGGACGAACCAAGUAAACCGAAGAGUCUUGAGAUUACUGAUUGGGAUAAAGAUCACGUUAAGCUGAAAUGGGUAAAGCCCGAUAAGGAUGGUGGUGCAGAAAUUACUGAAUAUGAAAUUGAAGUGAAGGACAAACAGAGCAAGGAAUGGGUCAAAAAGAAACGGGUGUCAGCUACUGAAACAGCAACAACUGUUAGCGAACUUAUAGAAGGCCAUGAAUAUGAGUUCCGAGUGCGUGCUGUUAACAAAGCUGGUCCCGGUGAGCCAAGUGAUGCAACUAAGCCAAUGGUUGUGAAAAGUCGAUUCGUUAAGCCGUUCAUUACCGGUGAUAAGUUGAAAAAAAUCGUAAUUAAGAAAGGCGAGCAAGUUAAGUACGAAAUUCGUUACGGCGGUGAGCCUGAACCGGAAGUCAAAUGGGAAAAAGAUGCUAAGAUACUAACGUCUGAUAAUCGCAUUAAAAUUGAAAAAUCUGCAGGCACCACCAUUUUGACCAUUCAAAAUGCGGUUCGUAGUGAUUCGGGUAAAUACAAACUUAUAUUAACCAAUGGCACGGGAACGAUUGAUUCUACUGGAGAAGUUAUUGUUCUUGACAAGCCAUCAGCACCUAAAGGACCAUUAGAAGUGUUCGAUAUAAUUGAGGACGGAUGCAAACUUAAGUGGAACAAAUCCGAUGACAAUGGUGGUAUCGAGAUCUUGGAAUAUAAAAUUGAAAUAUUUAACAAAACAACCAAUAAUUGGUCGCUCCUAACUAAAAUUAGUGGUGAUAAAACGAAAUAUACCGUCACUGAUUUAACAUAUGGUCCUGAAUAUAAAUUCCGUGUGUCGGCUAUCAAUAAGGAAGGAGAAUCUGAGUCACUAGUCACUGAAAAUUGGACGAUGACCAGGAAAGCAGAAACCGAGAUUGUCGAAUACAAGAGUGACACUGGGGCUGAAGUCGGUGUUUCUACAUGCACCACCGAACGGAGAGCGCAAAGCGGCGAUGUAGAAACUACCACUAAAACAACAGUUACAACCACAACAACGAAAAACCAGAUACAGGAUGGCAAUAUCACACGCACAGAAACACGUACCGUGAAAAAAAUUGUCACACAUACAACAGAAGAAGAGGAAUUUGAGGAGUAUUACGAAGAGGAUGAAGAUGAGGUUGAGGAAUAACAUAUUCUCAGAUGUCAACGUUUUCAUAGAUUUAUUAUUUUAAGUCAUAAGAUGUUUUUUUUUUGCAAUUUAAAUUUACUUUGGCAUGUAACACAAUAUUUCGUCCCACAGUAACGAAAAAUCCUAUUUUUAAAAUUUAUAUUCGAUUUUUGGCUUGUAAUUGACUGCGUAAUUUUUUGUGAAUAAAAUUUUACUACUU